Messenger RNA from Xenopus laevis (African clawed frog), 3747 nucleotides. RefSeq lists its product as uncharacterized. The coding region runs from base 113 to 2593 and encodes 826 amino acids. The record is from RefSeq and is a predicted model, not a curated record. The transcript is spliced from 2 exons. NCBI's taxonomy places the organism in Eukaryota, Metazoa, Chordata, Amphibia, Anura, Pipidae.
GAGAUUCUAGCUAUCUGUAUAACAGAGCAUUCUGUCCCAGUGGCUGCACAGAUCCUCUCUGAUCCCCAGUGAAAGCAGUCGUGCAUCAGAGAGCUCUCAGAGAACCAGAGGAAUGGAGAGUGUCAGCCCAGGCCAUGCAAGGCCUGGGCGGGCAAACCCCCAGCGUGAGGCCCAGGCCUUGGGGCCUACACUGGAAGGUGUGAGAUCCACCAGGACGGUGCAGACAAGGAGUAAAGCAGCAGGGAGUGAAAGGAAAGGAGCAGCAAGAAGGUCGAGAUCGGUUUCCUUGGGAAGGAUUUCUUCCACAGACAUGGAGGAUUUGGGAAAGGCAGCUGCCAGUGCUGUGAAAACGCCUGACAGGGAAGUAAAGUGUGUGAUGAGUGAGAGGGAGGGAAGGAAGGAGAUUGUUGGUAAAGAAAGACAAGUGGAAAGUAAAGCAGAAAUUGUAUCUGUGACAAACAUGGAGGGUUGUGUGCAAAAUGUCAGUUCUGAUAUUUGUGUCUUAAAACAUAAAAUGGAAACCAGUCAGCUUUUUAUUUCUCCUGAUCUCUUUGCCUCUAUGAAAUCUGUGUCAGGGGAAGACUGUGAGUUUGCAGGUGGAGAGGCAGCACAGAGCAAACCCAGCAAACAAUCAGGGGCUGAAUAUGCAGCAGCUGCUUUGCACCAUGCGGCCGACAUGCAGUCUCCAGUGGCUGAUUGUGGGGGAGGAAUGGCUGCUUCUAAAACUUCCCCUGAGAGGCAUCAAGCACCCCAUGCUCUGGUAACAAAAACUGCCUCAUGUGCAGGGGUGCGGGUGGUGUCUGGAGCUGGUGUGGAGUCAGGGGAGGCAGUAGGAACAAACUCCAGCAGCCAUAUUGCUACUCCCUCUGUAGAGAUGUAUAAGAGUCUCACAGGGAACAGCCAUCUUGGUACUCCCACAUCAGAGGGAAACAAUUGUUCUGAUAUAAAUGAACAACCCCAAGCAGAAAGCCUCUUAAAGGGACAGUAUGCUGGUUCAAGUCACAACCAGGAUCAAACACCUACCACUGAUGAACUGGUUGAAUUAAUAAAACUGGCAAAUGAGCAGGAGCUGCAACGGAAAAAAUUUAAAGUUGAGUUGCAAAAAGCAUUUUAUAACUAUUCAACUGCUGAUGUGGAGAAGCAAGACUUUUAUUUAGCAAAAGUCAACAAAAUAAAUGAAGAGUUCAGAACCUUAGAAAAACAGAUUUUGCAGAAUUAUAAAAAAAUUGGUCCCCUUUCUGAAGUCUAUACAAACAGGAGAAGGUUUGAGGACUCUCGGCAAGCUCUUAAACAGCCGGCUAAAUACAGGUCCAUGAGGCAAAUUGCAUCUGCUUCAUCUACUUCUGAUAGUGACAAGGAGACUAGAAGGAUUGGCCAGCUGAAACCAAAGAAAUCAGUUGUUGCUCAGAUACAUGCACCCAAUUUUAUCUUCAGCUUGGAUGAGGCAAAUAAUAUAGAAGAUAAAAUGGGAAAGAGAAGCCAAUCUGCUCAUAAGGAAGAGGAAAGCUUUGUUUUCUCAGAACAGGAUUUUCCCUCCCUUCCCUCUACUUCCCAGAAUGACUGUGUCCAUCAGCCCUCAGCAUCCAAGGAGACCUUCACUCAACCAUCAGCCAAUAAUACAGAGACUUCUGCAGUUGUGCAGAGUGCCCCAAUGUCCUUGGCACUGGGGCAUGGGAAGCUGAGUGAGCAGGAAUUGACGGCAGCUGCUGGUGUGGGAGAGUCUGGGAAGGAUGGAGUGGAUGGAGUGGAGGCUGGAGCAGACUGUGUGAAUGCAAGUGAUGUUAUGGAGUGUGGAGGUGGAGACAUCAGUGAAAGUGUUGCAAGGCAGUGUGUGGAAUCUGUGCUGAGUGAUGUUAAUGAAGUAAACAAAGAUGCUAAUUCAUUGGCCGAUGUGAUACAACCUGUUCCUUGUACCACCCCUUUAAGUACUGCCGCUUUAAUUUCUAUUCCAUCUUCUUCUGCUGUACUCACCACUUCUUCUAUAGCCUCAACCUUUUCCCCAGCCCUUACAGUUUCUCCAAUAACAACUUCCCCUUUAACUACUCCAGCUGUUUCUCUGAAUCCUCUGCCUACAGUGCCCUUCGCACAGCCAAGUUCUGUCUCUGCACCUGUUUCUUCCUCUGUAAGGAGACCAAAUGGUCAGCAGUCAAUUCCUUCAGAAAGUGCAGGCAGCAGAAAUGUGCCCCCACCACCUCCACCAAAUGCUUGGAAUAGGCCACUGAAUAGGGUGAGGGUGCCUGGGGUGCAAAACAAUAUCACUGGGCCGGUUUUCAAGCAAAAGAAUGUGAUUAGGCUCAGGUGGCAGGGUGAUAAGGAACAAAUGCCUUCUAGAGAUGUGAUAGCCAAGGAGAUGCUGCUUAAGCAAAGUACUUUAACACCUACAGGCGUCAGGGCUUAUAUAAAGUUUUCUGACACCGAAUAUGACAUUGUGUUCAAAACAUCACAAGCCCUGGAAUUUUUUUGGCAGGAUUAUGACAGCUUUAAACAUUCAGGCCUGUGGGAAAGCUUUAAGUCAUCUCAAUCACUAAACCUGAGACAAAAAAAGUCACCAUUUUGUUUAAGAAUGAUUGUGUCCCACCCGAGGAUAUUCUAAUAUGGCUUAGACGUCAUUGUAAGGUGCUUACCCCUUUGAAGAAGGACAUUGAUAAUAAUGGAUAUUGGUCAGGUGGGUGGUGUACUAAUGUGGAAUUGUACAUGAGGUAUAAUGUGCCGCAGCAUCUUCCAAACUCUCUUCAUUGGAAGUGAGCGAGGGGUGGUUUUUUAUCCGGGUCAGCCAAGGGCCUGUUUCAAAUGUGGUUCUUACCGACAUCGGGCAAGUGCCUGUGCAGUGGUCAAGUGUUCACUAUGUGGUGAUGUAGGACACACCGGGAAAGAUUGCAAUGAUGUGAAAUGUAACUUGUGUGGAAGCUAUGGCCACUCACAUAGGGCUUGUCCAGAGGCUCUUCAUAACAUAAUGGAGGGUUGCCCUCAGUUAGAGGAAGAGAUGGCAAAGGAUUUGUUGGAAGAGAUAAGGGAUGAGAUGGAUUAUUUCCAGUCUGAUUCACAGCCAUCGGUCAUUCCCCCUUCUCAGCCUCAUGAUACGGUAAAAGAUCAGUCAGCUGUGGCAAGAGAUGCAGGAGAUUCUGUUCCCCUUACUGUUUCCUCUUUGUCUCAGGGAGCAAAAAAUGAGUUGCCAGUUUCUAUAAAAGAGGCCCCCAUCAUUCAGCCUUUGGGAAUACAGCCUCUUCCCCAGAGACAGAAACCUCUUGCACAGUCUGGAAAGGGAAAUUGUGAACCAGCAGAUAAGGCAAUUCCACCAGUAAGACUAAGUUUAUUUCAACAAAUGUUGCAAGCAUUAAAGUGGCCAGUACAAGAUAUCAAGCCUUUGAAGCCUUAAGCCACACCUCAGCUGACAUCAUCUUCUUGCAAGAGACCAGACUGACCACCACUGCAGAUAUCAAGAAAGCAUCAAAAGAUUGGCUUUGGGGUCCAGCUUUUUUUUCAAUUGCUGCAGAACCUGGGGGUGGUGUUGGUAUUUUGUUUAAAGGCUUUUCUGGAAUAUUUGUGCACCGCCUUAUAGAGGUGGAAGUAGGCAGGUGUCUUCUAUUAGACGUCUCUGUUGCAGGACGCAGACUGAGACUUAUUAAUGUUUAUGGGCCUCAGUCUGGGCAUGGGAGAAAAAACCUUUUGAGGGAAAUUCAGCCAUAUCUCCAUACCUCCACUUCAGUCAUCAUGGCUGGUGACUUCAACCAGGUCCUUAGAGCAGAA